AUGGUCAACGGCGAUUGCGUGGCCAUCAGGUUGUACGAUAACCCCGACGAUUUGGAGGGUCGUCGAUGGUUGGUCAGCUGCGACGACUCCAUCGGUGUUUCAACCAGUAUCAGCACGUUAUUCUUAGACGAUCCAACAGACUGGGACACCGCGACCGAAAGCACGACAACUACGAGCGAGUCCCCGAUCACUGUGACCGUUGGUGUAUCAUCAACACAGAUUGAGAUCAGUUCAUCCGCCACAUUUCCUUCACGUACAUCGGAACCAGAGGAAACAGAGAGUCCUACCGAUGGAGGGACCAGAGGCAGUGAUGGACCCAGUGGAGGUGUCAUCGCUGGUGCUGUGGUCGGCUCAAUCGCAGGCGUAGCCCUCAUCGUCGGUGUCAUAAUCUUAGCUUUCAGGAUGGGAAGAAGAAGUCAAGGCGACAGCGAGGGCCCAGGUGGCGGAUUCAGAGACUCAUUGAGGUCUAUACCAAUGCCAACUAGGGCCUUCCAAGAACCUGAAUCGAAGCCGCCUGUUCCGGUCAUCCAGCCGCUAUGGUUACUGGAUGGCGGAUUCAAGCGCGACUCGUUUGUCUACUAUGGUUCGUGGGAAGAAGACAACUCUAUCGUGUACCGCAUCACCACCAAUACCGCCACCGUCAGCAAAUUUCUUGCCCCAUUCACGCCAAUCAAAGCAAACUAUGUUCUUCUCAAGGUUCAACUUCCAACACCAGAUGCAGCAUACAACGCACUGAAGGCAAAUGCUCCUCAGGGCAUGCUCCCACCGGACGACUUCAAGACCGCCCUAGGAAAUAAGAACUUUAUGACUGCUGAGCCUUGGGCAGGUUUCAAAGGUUCUGAAAUCAGAGAGUUUGUCAGGGCCAACGAGGCUAGGAUCCUCAUUGAGAAGAGGGAGUAUAACACCAUGAGGGUCUACACCAUUGUUUGGGCACCGAAUGGAGAAAGCUGUCGAUUGAAGGGCAUGGAUAGGUUUAUCUGGAAGGUAAUUGGCGGCGAGCUCAAUGUCGACAACUGGACAAACUUUAUGCGCCUUGCGGUCUCUGUCACGGUUGGUGGUCCAAACUGA
Molecule: messenger RNA, 1068 nt
Organism: Fusarium mangiferae
Lineage: Eukaryota; Fungi; Ascomycota; Sordariomycetes; Hypocreales; Nectriaceae
Exons: 4
Coding region: 1-1068 (355 amino acids)
Source: RefSeq, a predicted model, not a curated record